Fibroporia radiculosa is the source of this 894-nucleotide messenger RNA. RefSeq lists its product as uncharacterized. The record is from RefSeq and is a predicted model, not a curated record. Gene Ontology annotation, biological process: transmembrane transport. The coding region runs from base 1 to 894 and encodes 297 amino acids. Lineage: Eukaryota; Fungi; Basidiomycota; Agaricomycetes; Polyporales; Fibroporiaceae. The transcript is spliced from 6 exons.
AUGACCGCCUCUCCAUCACCGUCGCGAUCCAUGUCGGACAACAAUACGCAAGUCUCCGCCGAGCUGGCUUCCGAGAAGAGGCGAUUUCUCAGCCCGCAACUUACAUCGUACUUCGUAGCUGGUGGCAUCGCGGGCGCCGCGUCGAGGACUGUCGUGAGUCCACUAGAACGACUCAAGAUUAUCCAGCAGGUGCAGCCACUGAAAUCGGAAGGGCAGUACAAGGGUGUCUGGGCUAGCUUAGUGCGAAUGUGGCGGGAGGAGGGCUUCCGAGGGUUUAUGCGCGGAAACGGCAUCAAUUGCUUGCGUAUCAUACCGUAUAGUGCGGUCCAAUUUACGACUUAUGAGCAGUUAAAACAGCUGUUCACGGGUUAUGGAGCGACGGAGCUAGAUACACCGACUCGGCUCGCUGCAGGAGCGCUUGCAGGUAUCACGUCUGUCUGCGCAACGUAUCCUUUAGACCUUGUCCGUUCCCGUCUCUCGAUCGCGACCGCGUCCAUCCCACCGCAAUCGGCACCUGCUACUGUGUCAACGCAGCCGCCGCUCUCGUCUGCAUAUCAUACCGCAUCUAUUGCUUCACGGACAACGGCCGGGUUCAAUCCGAAAGAUCUGACGAUGUGGGGGAUGACAUUGAAAGUUUUCCGCGAGGAAGGCGGUGUGCGCGCACUGUAUCGCGGGAUCAUGGCCACUGCAGCAGGCGUGGCACCAUACGUUGGAAUUAAUUUUGCAGCGUAUGAGGCGCUCCGUGGCGUCAUUACACCUCCGGGCAAGAGCAGUAUCCCCCGCAAGCUUUUGUGCGGUGCGCUUGCAGGUGAGGCUCAAUUGAUACGGUCAUACUUUGCUAACGAUAGUGCCAUCGACAGGUUCAAUAUCGCAAACGUUGACCUACCCGUUUGA